CAGAUGUGGAACAUUCCUGUUAGUGAGGCGCUUUGCCCGUGCACAGACGGCGGCCGCUGCAGAGGGAGCUGAGGACACGGACAGCGCGCUCCCCGCGUUUGCUCACAGGCCACGGAAACAGGGUAUAAUCAACCAUUUGUAACCACUUGUCAAAUCUCACGAGGAAGACAUUAAUUGCACUUGUCUACAUAUUCUUCCGUGAUUCGUAGAAUUUGACGAGUGUCGUCAUAACCCGCUGUUCCCAGCAUGCAGUCAGAGCCAGAUCAGUUGUCCGUCCUCAUGGACUUCAAGCCCAUCCUGCUGGUGCUCUUGGUGAUCAGGCCGGCACAGACCACCACUGCAGACUACGACUAUGGUGGGAUUCCCCUCCGGAUCAACCGUCUGCGUGGAGAGCCCAGUGUCCUGAGUCUAUGGGACCGGAUUGAACCCGGUUGGUUCAGGUCUGUGAACCCGCAGGUCUGCCCUGCCGAGUGUGACUGUCCCAUCCAAUGGCCCUCAGCCAUAUAUUGUGACCACAGGGCGAUGCACCAGCUCCCUGCCAGCCUCCCACCUCGGACUCAGUACCUCUUCCUGCAGAGAAACAACAUUUCUGGUAUUGGUGCCAACGCCUUCGGUAACUCCACCCAUUUGCGUUGGCUCCUCCUUGACCACAACCAGCUAGUAAAUGACCAGGUGGCCCACUCGGCCUUCUCCAACCUUUCCUACCUGGAGAUUUUGUUCAUGAAUCACAAUAACUUGACGGCGAUCCCAACUGGGUUACCCGAUGGCCUCCGGCAGCUCCGACUAGCACAUAACCAAAUCCAGAAGAUCUCGCCCCGGGCUUUCCAGAACCUGCAGAACCUCACUCUGCUACUUCUUCAAGGAAACCAACUGAAGGUCAUCAGUGAUGAAGACUUCACAGGCCUACUCUCACUCAAUCUGUUGGAUCUCAGUCAAAACCACCUGGAAGAAUUCCCCAAGCACCUACCCCCAGCAGUGCAGCAGCUGUACCUCUCCAACAACUCCCUGCGAUCCCUGGGAGAUGAUAGCCUGCACGGCUUCCACAGUUUGCGUUACCUCCGUCUGGGACGCAACAGGCUUCAGAGCUCAAGCCUUUCCGCAGGUGCCUUCAACCUGAGCUCCUUGGUGGAGCUGGACCUCUCCUACAACCAGCUGACCUCCACCCCCACAGUGCCAACCACUCUUCAGUACCUGUAUCUGGAGGUCAACCUCAUCCACGAAUUCAACGUGUCCAGCUUCUGUAGAGCAGACGGGACCGCGGACUACUCCAGGCUCCGGAUCCUGAGGAUGGAGGGCAACAGGAUGGCCUACCACCAGCUGCCGUCAGACUGGGUCAUGUGUCUGCGGGUGAUCCACCGCAUCUACAUCUGAAUCAUCAUUACCCACAAUGCAAGAGCUGGCACUCCGUCCCCGUCUGUGGCCUUGGCGAAUCAUCCGCCCGUCUCCACAGACUUUGACCACGGCAUCACUUCCACACGCUUUGCUGUCUGCUCGACUCUCUUAAAGUGACUCUAACUGCAGUCUUAUUUUCCGCUAUAGUUGAUGCCAGCAGACACUGUUUCUAACCCCUGGGGCAGAUUAAUGCAUGGGCUCUCCUAGGAGAGAGAGCUAAGGUCAGUGCUUCACAAUCUGGUCCUCGGGGACCCACAGAUAGUCCAUAUUUCCCCAAAGACCAGAUUGGGAAACACUAACCCAGGGCAAUGUCAAGCCAGUCCAGUACCAGAUGUUCUUCAUUGUUUGGUUUGUUCUCGAUUGCUUGGGGCACAUGGGCUGGGCCCCGGGAGGGAGCGAAAAUGUGAACUGCCCCUGAAGACUGGGUUAGUAGACAUUGCCUUAGGGCCCCAGCAGACAUCAGGGCCUCGCCUUGGAAAAUAUGGAACGGUGAAUUAAUUCGGCAACACCCGACUGUCCAUGCUGAUGUCAACCCUGGGCCCCAUGUAAUUGCCGCCUAUUCCUGAACCAGCCUCUCAACAAGUCCGAGAAUAAAGACCAGCCAAUCCUGAGGGUUUGAGGUCCCUCCUAAAGUGAUGUAAGAGAUUGUUAAGGAGCCGGGUGGACACUGUGCUGUACAACAGAGAGGGGUGCAAAAAUGUCUCCAAUAUCAUUCAGCUGUACAUAUAUGUAAAUGGACUGCAUGGAGGUCAAAAUCUGCUAACCGGCAAAACAUGAGAGAAAUUUUUUCCCAGGUUCUCGUUCCAGUUAUGAGUUUGAAGGUUGCAUUUUUGUAACAUAAUGCACAACACAGAUAUAUACAUUUAAAAAUGCAUGCACAGACACAAAUAAACAUAUACAGUGUGCAUAAAACAUGUUUCUGUGACUAAAACAGAUCGGCUUCUGCCCAGGAUGGCUUUUUUUGUUUAGCUAAUGGCAUCUAUGUCUGUAAUGUGGUGUAAUGCAUAUUUACACAGUACUUUACUGUGGGUGCUUAGUCCUAAUGCAAUUCUAAUCCACAUCUAUUAGUUCUAAGUAAUUACAGUGAAAACGCCAUCAUCUUCUAGCCUCUUAAGCAAGUGACCCAUGGCGCAGUGAAAUUUCAGAUGUAAACGGACCUGCCUGCAUUAAUAAAAGCGGCUCCUUCCUUUUAGCAAAUUCCUGCUCAUUUAGUCUUCUGCUCAACUGGACUCAACUAAUCCCUCAUGCCUGUGGUUAUACUGUGUAAAACAGGUGCAUUUAAUAAAAAUGAUGAAAAAAUA
Molecule: messenger RNA, 2693 nt
Organism: Brienomyrus brachyistius
Lineage: Eukaryota; Metazoa; Chordata; Actinopteri; Osteoglossiformes; Mormyridae
Exons: 4
Coding region: 247-1371 (374 amino acids)
Molecular function (GO): protein binding
Source: RefSeq, a predicted model, not a curated record